AGCGAUUGGAGGGCAAGCUGGAAUAAUAAGGGAAGGCUGGACCGGAGCAGACUGAAGCGUCCCAAAGAGCCGCCGGCCUCAGGUCUGACAACCCCCAAGAGUCAGAAGUGCGUUCUUCCUUCACCAUGAAUCCAGCCAGACCACAUCGGCAGCAAUAAAACCUUUUUCCUGUCUUUUUGAGUGCCGAUUGUUAACCUGUUUGCGCCUGUAAACUCUGUGCGCAAGAAAGUCCUGAGAUCUGGAAGAAACUGCGCGUAAUUUCCUCAAUCUUUACUUCCUUCUGCCGCUUGGAGCCAAAAGCGGCCGGUAUUUCUGGAGGUUUUCUGCUUUUAUUUUUUUAGAGGGGAAUAUUUUUGCCUUUUGACACACCGACAUGGAGUACACGUCAUCCCCAAAGCCGCAGCUCUCAUCCCGGGCCAAUGCUUUCUCCAUAGCCGCCCUGAUGUCCAGCGGAAAGUCCAGCAAGGACAAGGAGGCGGAGGAGAACACUAUCAAACCUCUGGAACAAUUUGUGGAGAAAUCCUCCUGCAACCAGCAGGCUCUGGCUGACCUGUCGUCCCUGGACGGGCACGGGGACUUCAGCGGGAGCGCGCCCACGGUGUGCACGGAGCCCCUCAUCCCCACCAAUCCCGGCAUCCCCAGCGAGGAGAUGGCCAAAAUCUCGUGCAGCCUGGAGACCAAAGAGCUGUGGGACAAAUUCCACGAGCUCGGCACUGAAAUGAUCAUCACCAAGUCUGGAAGGCGGAUGUUUCCUACCAUCCGGGUCUCUUUUUCCGGAGUGGACCAGGAUUCCAAGUACAUCGUGCUGAUGGAUAUUGUUCCGGUGGACAACAAGCGGUACCGCUACGCCUAUCACCGUUCCUCCUGGUUGGUGGCCGGCAAAGCCGACCCCCCUCUGCCCGCCAGGUUGUACGUCCACCCGGACUCUCCGUUCACCGGAGAGCAGCUGAUGAAGCAGAUGGUUUCCUUCGAGAAGGUCAAACUGACGAACAACGAGCUGGACCAGCACGGACAUAUCAUCCUGAACUCUAUGCACAAGUACCAGCCACGAGUUCACAUCAUUAAGAAGAAGGACCACACCGCUUCGUUGCUCAACCUCAAAUCGGAGGAGUUUCGCACCUUCGUGUUCGUUGAGACGGUCUUCACCGCCGUCACGGCCUAUCAGAACCAGCUGAUAACCAAGCUGAAGAUCGACAGCAACCCGUUCGCCAAAGGUUUCAGGGAUUCGUCGCGGCUGACGGACAUGGAGAGGGAAAGUGUUGAGAAUCUGAUCCACAAGCACUCGUACGCCCGAUCGCCGAUCAGAACCUACGCUGGCGACGAGGAGAACCUGAGCGAGGACGGACACACCACACACACCAGAGGAUCAGCGUUUACGGCCUCAGACAACCUCUCCCUGAGCUCCUGGGUUACCACCACCUCAGGCUUCUCGGGUUUCCAGCAUCCUCAGACCCUGUCAGCCAUAGGCACCGGAACCGCCUCCCUACCCCACCCCAUCCAGGGAUCCUUGCCCCCGUACAGCCGGCUAGGCAUGCCACUGACGCCCAGCGCUCUGGCUGGAACCAUGCAGGGCAGCGGGCCGUCCUUCCCUUCCUUCCACAUGCCCCGCUACCACCACUACUUCCAGCAGGGGCCAUACGCUGCCAUCCAGGGACUCCGCCACUCCUCCACAGUCAUGACGCCCUUUGUAUGACUUCACAGAGCAGAGGGCCAGAAAUCAGUCUGACCUUCGAAAGGGGCAGACCAUUAAUCCUCAUCACUCUUCAUCUGGCUUGCACCUGUCCCUCUGGUUGUAAAUAAUUCACCUGCAGUGAGUGGGGUGACAUGAAGAGGAACCUGCACGCUGAACUGAGGCAGACUGUGCUCCUCUCUCAGGAUCUGACUCCUAAGAACAGCUCCGAUGUAGGAAAAGACUGACAACUUCAUUACAAAGCAAAUGCAAGACAAAAAUACGUGCAUGCAUGUUUUAUUUCAGCCCUCGAAUACAAAGUACAGUUUCUAAAUGUUUUUAAAAUGGCAGCAAGGUGUGAUUCCUAAAAAUGACAGAGGGUGGUUGGAUGGAACAAGCAGCCAUCUUGGCUCCUCUCUGUUAGGAGAGCCAGCCAUAUGUACAGUUCAGAAUAACGACAACGCACUCUGGGAUCCACUUACUCAGAGGUUUCUCACUGUAAAUUAUUAAAAAAAAGAAUACUAGAACGCAUGCUGACUGCAGUAGACACACACAUUGCUUAACUUUGUAUGUUUUAACAUGGAAUGAAGGACUUCACGUGUAAAAGAGCAAAAUGUUUUUGUUUUAAAGGCCUGGUCACAGCAGGUAUUACAACCUGCCUUUAACCGAGGCUGUGAGAGCAGACUGCAUCAUCAAAGAUAGAGUGCAGCAACUUAUUGUUUCCCCAAGGAUUGUAUUUUAGACAUAUUACACAUCAUCUGGCAAAGGAUGAUACCAAUUUGUCAAAACUGUUUUUGUUUUCAAUUCAAAAUGGUUCAAAAUCAUUUCAAGUAGAUUCCAGAGAAAGUGCAGAUGUUUGAGUUUUCUCCCACUGUUUGGAGGAUAAUCAGCACUAGACCUUUCUGACCUGUUGCUACAUACUGCUGGUCAGCUUGCUGAAGGAUGGCUACAAUAUAUCUCAGCCAUGCUUACAAGAAAGGAAAUAAAAAUGAAGCGUCACCCACCACACUUACUAAGUUAAUGCUGUUUUAAACCACUUGGCAGCAAACUGCAGGCUCUACACAAGCAAAUAGCUUCACUAAUUACAUUUUUAAUUUUUCAUAAAUACCGUGAAAUUGUAAUAGGUCAUCAUACCACGAGAAUCGCAGUCCGGCUCAUGUCUACUUCACACCAUUACCAUAAAAUAUCAUUAAUGAUGGCAACAAAGCUGAAUUUCACACCUUAUUUCAAAAACUUCCUCUACAACAGAGCUGAGAAAGAAUAUGAGAACGUAUUUCAUCCUCCUUCGGUGCACUUGCAGAGCUCAGAGUCUAGGCCAAAUGAAUUAAAUCAAAAAAGUAAAUUGUAUCUGAUCUUAAUGUUCCUAGUCUUCUUAAGGAGGAAACAUUUAAAAGUUGCUUCCAGGCAAGCAGUCAGAAGUAAUAAUAAAAACAUACGAGAAGAAAAACAGCAACAUCAA
Messenger RNA from Xiphophorus hellerii (green swordtail), 3128 nucleotides. RefSeq names its product T-box transcription factor 20 (gene tbx20). Gene Ontology annotation, molecular function: RNA polymerase II cis-regulatory region sequence-specific DNA binding; DNA-binding transcription factor activity, RNA polymerase II-specific. Gene Ontology annotation, biological process: cell fate specification; positive regulation of DNA-templated transcription; regulation of transcription by RNA polymerase II. NCBI's taxonomy places the organism in Eukaryota, Metazoa, Chordata, Actinopteri, Cyprinodontiformes, Poeciliidae. The record is from RefSeq and is a predicted model, not a curated record. Gene Ontology annotation, cellular component: chromatin; nucleus. The transcript has 8 exons. The coding region runs from base 374 to 1693 and encodes 439 amino acids.